Molecule: messenger RNA, 2526 nt
Organism: Acipenser ruthenus (sterlet)
Lineage: Eukaryota; Metazoa; Chordata; Actinopteri; Acipenseriformes; Acipenseridae
Product: asparagine--tRNA ligase, cytoplasmic-like
Exons: 15
Coding region: 231-1910 (559 amino acids)
Biological process (GO): asparaginyl-tRNA aminoacylation
Cellular component (GO): cytoplasm
Molecular function (GO): nucleic acid binding; asparagine-tRNA ligase activity; ATP binding
Source: RefSeq, a predicted model, not a curated record
UUCCAGCACCGGGUACAUUCUUUAGCUCCAUGAAUUACUAACCAAUGAGAAGCCGAGGUGGAACCUUUGACAGGAAGACUAGUUUGAUUGCACUCUGAGGUGUGGGGUUGAUUUUGGGAAGACGUUUUUUGUGGUUGUAAUUUAAAAUAUUUAUAUAUAUUUGGUAUUAAUUUAAAUGUACCAGAUUAUCUGAUAUAUUUAUUCAAAGAAGUAAAAUAUAAGGCGAGGACAUGGCUGCAGAAGUGACCCAGAUUGCUGAACAGCUGUCACUUGGGGAGCUGUAUGUCUCUGAUAAAGAAGGAGAUGAUUCAACUGGAGAUGGGACGAAAGAGAAACCUUUCAAAACUGCAUUGAAGGCAAUGUUGUUUUAUGGAAAGGAACCAUUUCCCAACAUUUAUGUCGACUCACAAAAGGAUGAUGAGCGCUGGGCUCGUAUAUCUAAAACCCAGAUGAAGAGUGUUGGAAAGCUCUGGCAUCGGGAACAAAUGAAAAAUGAAGCCAAAGAUAAAAAAGAGGCGGAAGAUGCAAUUCGCAGAGAAAAGAACUUGGAAGAAGCUAAAAAGAUUGUGAUCAAGAAUGAUCCUAGUCUUCCAGAGCCUGAAACACUGAAGAUUCGAUCUUUGGAGGAAUUCAGGGAUCGUCGUGUGAAAGUGUUUGGCUGGGUGCACAGGUUGCGCAGACAAGGGAAGAACCUGAUGUUCAUAGUUCUUCGAGACGGUACAGGCUACCUGCAGUGUGUCCUUACUGAUGAGUUGUGUCAAUGCUAUAAUGCGAUGGUCCUGUCCACUGAAAGCACUGUUGCGCUUUAUGGAACGCUGAAGCUUGUGCCAGAAGGGAAGCAAGCUCCGGGAGGCCAUGAGCUCCGCUGUGAUUUCUGGGAGCUGAUUGGCUUGGCUCCAGCCGGUGGUGCUGAUAAUUUGCUCAAUGAAGAGUCGGAUGUGGACGUGCAACUGAACAACCGGCACAUGAUGAUCCGUGGAGAAAACAUGUCCAAGAUCCUGAAAGUGCGCUCUGCUGUUACACACUGCUUCAGAGAGCACUUCUUUAGCCGGGGAUACAAUGAGAUCACACCCCCUACCCUGGUGCAGACUCAAGUUGAGGGAGGAUCCACUUUGUUUAACCUGAACUACUUUGGGGAAGAGGCAUACCUAACCCAGUCUUCCCAGCUCUACCUGGAAACAUGCAUUCCAGCCCUGGGAGAUACCUUCUGUAUCUCCCAGUCCUACCGCGCAGAACAGUCUAGAACACGCAGACAUCUGUCAGAAUACACUCACGUUGAGGCAGAGUGUCCAUUCAUUUCAUUUGAGGACCUGCUGAACCGUCUGGAAGACCUGGUUUGUGAUGUUGUGGACAGGGUUCUGAAGUCUCCAGCUGCUGCCAUGCUUUAUGAUGUUAACCCAGAUUUCAAGCCCCCUAAACGUCCUUUCAAGAGAAUGAACUACCCAGAGGCCAUUACCUGGCUGAAGGAGCACGAUGUGAAAAAAGAGGAUGGGACCUACUAUGAAUUUGGAGAAGACAUUCCUGAAGCUCCUGAGAGACUCAUGACUGACACCAUCAAUGAGACCAUCCUGCUCUGUCGCUUCCCAGCUGAGAUCAAGUCUUUCUAUAUGCAGCGCUGCCCUGAAGAUAGACGCCUUACUGAAUCAGUUGAUGUACUGAUGCCUAAUGUUGGAGAGAUUGUUGGAGGGUCAAUGCGUAUCUGGGAUAGUAAAGAACUGCUGGAUGGCUACAAGAGGGAAAACAUUGACCCCACUCCCUACUACUGGUACACAGAUCAGCGCAAAUACGGCACCUGUCCUCAUGGUGGGUAUGGUCUGGGGCUGGAGCGAUUCCUGACCUGGCUGCUGAACAGACACCAUAUCCGGGACGUGUGCUUGUACCCACGCUUCAUCCAGCGCUGCAGACCUUGAGUGGCAUCCCUUCAUCAAUGGAAAACAACAGUCCACUCUAAACAUAGCAGAGAAAUAAUUAUCCUUUGGAAAUCAGAUUCUUAAAUAAGCAAACAUUGCAAACUGGCUGUAUGUUGUAGCUUUUCUUGAUUCCACAUUGUGAGAAGUGUUGGUUGUCUGUAAAAACAACACUGCCUAGUCUGCAAUAAAUCCAUGUCAUUAAAUGCAUUGGGUGUCUGCAAAACUUUCAGCACUUGAUUAUAGUUUGUUUUGCAAUACAGACAAUUCUCAUUCAGUUGUGCAAUCACAUAAUACUCCCUAGAGACAUAAUACUCCCUACGGACAAAUCUCCAUUUAAUGCAUACAGAUAUCUAGGUCAAAGACUCCCAAAUACUGUUGGUUAUUCUUGACUAAAUGUCGCUUUACUUAGUGUGGAUAUUAUGAUUUCUGUGGUAUCAUCUUUGUCUGGUGCACUGAUUGAGUCAACAUUUAAUGCUGUAGCUGCAGCUUGGUUGUGUAUUCAGGGACUGUAAACUGUUUGUAGAGACCAACAGGUGACUUGCUUUGCCAUUACAGGUAGUGUAAUGCUUGCACUAUAUAUAAAAAAAUAAAAAGGUUAUGUGCCAUCUUUAAGUGA